This is a messenger RNA of Brassica oleracea var. oleracea, 698 nucleotides long. RefSeq lists its product as uncharacterized. Bases 26 to 679 code for a protein of 217 amino acids. The record is from RefSeq and is a predicted model, not a curated record. The transcript has 8 exons. Lineage: Eukaryota; Viridiplantae; Streptophyta; Magnoliopsida; Brassicales; Brassicaceae.
AAAGGCAAAACAGAGAAACGUUUCAAUGUCUGUAACAGUAACUCACAUGAACACGAUCAAUCAUGUGUCAAAAACUUGUAAAAUUCCCAAACUCCAGUUACCUAUUUGCUUCAAUCGCAGAUUAGCUUUCUCUUCUCCUCGUAAACUCUAUCCGUAUCCUCAGUUGCAUCCCAAAACCCUAAAUGGCUCGUCAAGAUUCAAUACUCGCAAACGUACCUCUGUUUCCAUGGAGUGGCAAGACUGCAUAUUUAGAGUGAAGAUGAAAGUAGAUGUUCCAGCGUCAGUAGCGUAUAACUUCUAUUUGUACUUGGAUCCUGAAUCUUUCCCUAAAUUGAUGCCUUUCAUUUCAUCUGUAGAGGUGUUAAAGGACAAGCCUGAUAUAUCACGUUGGUCACUUAACUACUCUGCUUUUGGCCAAGACAUCAAGUAUUCUUGGCUUGCUCGCAAUCUUCAGCCUGUUCCUAAUCAGAAAAUCCAUUGGAGAUCUGUUGAAGGUCUUCCUAAUAAAGGCAGCGUUAGGUUCUUCCCUAAAGGUCCUUCAUCUUGCAUUGUACAACUGACCGUAUCAUAUGAAGUCUCUGCGCUUUUAACCCCUGUUGCAUCUGGGCUCCGGCCUUAUUUUGAAAGCUUGCUUAGAGGUGGACUUGAAAGAUUUGCAACCUUGGCUAAAACCACUUAAGAAGAAUAUCCAAGAAAAC